GCCGUUCCAGAGUCCCCGACGAGCCAAAUGGAGGAGUUCAUGUGGAAUAGCCGGCCCUGCCGGGGCAAUGCGUUGCAUAGGGCCGCCCUGGAGAACGACCUCGAGGCUGCCGAGGCUGCCCUGAGGAAAGGUUCUGCAGCCUUAGUGAAGGAACGCUUUAGCUACGAGACAGAGUUCCGCGGCCAAAAGCAGGAAGGCAGCGGCGAGGCCAUCCACUUGGCAGCCAGCCGCGGCAACGUGGAAUUGGUAAAGCUGCUGCUGGCCAAGAAGGCGGAUUUGGAAGCUCAAGUGUCGCGCGACCACAAGCCGCACUACAACGUCCUCCAUGCCGCCCUCUUUGCAGAGGGCCGCGGAGGUACGAAGGAGAUGAUCGAAUAUCUCUUCGACGCUCGGGCAGAGCUGAGCAGGAACCAGGAUGGAAAGGCCCCGAUCCACAUCGCUUUUCAGACUGGCAUCGUGCCCGUGAUCAAGCUCGUGCGGUCCCUGAUGGUGAAGAGCAAGGUCACGGACAGAGACUAUGAGUUCUUCCAGGCCCCCAACGAUGCGAAGCCACGGCAGGUGCCCUUCCCCUUGGAGCUGGGCUGCAAAGGCGGCAAAAUGUCUGAGUUCGAUCUCAGCGAAGCCGCCGAGCUCACCCUGCUUUCGCUCACCAUCUUCAUCGCGGAGUGUCCACAGUGCCUCCCGUCGUUCCUGGAGCGGAUGAAGAACGAGACAGAGGAUGAGCUCAUCGACAUCGGCAAGAGCAUCAAGAUUAGCGAUAUCGCCAAGGUCCUCCGCGAGGCUCCGGAGGCCGCGACCGCGCUGCUGCGCUACGCCACGGUGGAGCCGAAGAAGGAGGAUCCGUUCUGGCACCCCCUCCCCACGCGCGUCAGCUUCGCGCCACGCCACAGACUUGCGAAGUUCAAGCGGGCAUUCAAUCCACAGGACGUUUACCUCACGGAGUACCAGCAUGAGAACAACUGGAGCUUCGAUCCGGCAGCUUGGAGACCUCCAGGCUGGCACGAGCCUUGGGUGGACCGCAGCCCAGGCAAGCCGAUCAUUGAUGCGGAGAUCCGCGUAUGCCUUAUUGCAGACCUGAUUUGCCCGGAAGUGUUCGCUGCCUUGGUCGACCCCAAGAAUGCAGACUUCCUGCAGCUUUAUGAGGAUGACACCAUCCACGCGAUGGUGAAGCACCUCUUCUGGAAGGCAGCGGGCAAGAUCGACCUCACGUCGGUUCUCUUAAGCUUUUGGAGCUUGGCGCUGCUUCUCGCGGAGGAGGGAAUCAUCCGCACCAGCACUGGCUCGUCCGACGCCGAUGCUGAGAGCGAACGCCGGCUCAUCAGAGGAAGCGGUGCAGGCACCUUCGGGGGCAGCCAAAACCACCUUAGCCAAAUGCAGCGCUACACAGACGAGAUUUCGGAGGCCUCCUGGGUCGCCUACACCUGGAUCGCUUGCAAGGCUCUGGUGGACCUGCUCCUUGAGAUUGCAGAGUUCUAUGGCUUUUGGAAGAUCGGUCGCUGGAGGGAUUGGUUCACCGUCGCGAACAUCGUCCGUGCGAUCGCGGCCGGCCUUCCGUCGGUACUGCUCAUCGCGCCAACGUGCGAACCAGUGCUUAUCUGCGCCGUGUUCCUCUACUGGAUGCGCCUCCUCGGCUGCUUUACCCUCAUGCAGUACAUCGGCGUGGAGCUGCUGCCCAUCAUGGACCUCGCAAGCGGGCUCGGGCCUUCGCUCUUCGUCACGGCGAUUGCCUACGGAGCCUUCACCCACGCCUUCUACGUUGUGCGAGGAUCCGCCCAGGCACUUUGGCCCUCCGUGUCCACGGACACCUUCGCAGUGCUGAUCACUGCCGCUCUGCCGGAGACGGCAGAAGGAGUCAGUGCACUGGAGUUGGUCCUGGUCCUGGUAGCAGUGCUGUUCUUCACAGUGCUGAUAAUGAACGUCUUCAUCGGCGUCAUUUGC
This is a messenger RNA of Symbiodinium sp. CCMP2456, 1938 nucleotides long. The record is from the annotation of a GenBank genome assembly. Lineage: Eukaryota; Dinophyceae; Suessiales; Symbiodiniaceae.